ACCACUGGUAAGCAAGAAGAUGGACCAAUUUCUGGACAUGCAGAAUCUUCUCAUCCUUUGCAAGAUGCUCCUCAGGAGAACCGGCCUGUCAGCAAUGAAGACCGAGAGAUGUCGCAACAUGCCCUUCCAAGUGGUGAAGAUGAUGAAGAUGACAGUGAUAGCGACAGUGAUGAUGACGACGUGAAAGUUACUAUUGGCAACAUUAAAACAGGAGCACCAUCAUACAUGGGAACUCCUAUGAAUCUAAACUUAAAAACGGGUAGAGGCUAUGGAGCAACUGCUUCAGCCAAGUUGCAGCCCAAAGGUAUUGACUUAGAUGCUGCAGGGAAUAUAAACGGAUUGCCUGUUAUAGAAGUGGAUUUAGAUUCAUUUGAAGACAAACCCUGGAGGAAACCAGGUGCUGAUCUUUCUGAUUACUUUAACUAUGGAUUCAAUGAAGAAACAUGGAAAGCAUAUUGUGAAAAGCAGCGACGGCUUCAGCUUGGACUGGAUCCUGCUCCUCCCAUCAGCACUGAAAAUAAGAUCACAGUUCAGCAAGGAAGAACAGGAAAUGCUGAAAAAGAAGUGGAAAACAACAUAAUCAAAACAGAAUUCAAAACAGACUUCUUGGCUCUGGUGGGAGGACGCAUGAAGGCUGGACCUCCUCCUAAUAGGAAGCUGGGUGGGACAAUUGAUGUGAUCGGUGGCCAGGCAGGCACAAUUAGGAGAGUAGAAGGAAGACGUCGUGAUAAGCAUGCCUCUGAGGAGAACCCAAUUCAGGUCCUUGGAGACCAUGGAAGUAAGCCACAACCCCCACAGCAGCCCCAGCAACCAUCCCAGCCCCAACAGCCACCUCAGCAACAGCCGUUUGCACCACCAGCAGGCCCACCGCCUCCCCCGCUCGCUGGGCCACCUCCACCACACUUCCUCCACCCUCCUCCACCAGUGACUUCUGUUCCACCUCCCCUGCAUCCUCCAGGUCUGCCACCACCCGGUCCUAUUCCAGGGUUGUUCCCGCCUCCUCUGGCACCACCACCAGCUCUCCUCAUUCCAACCUUGGAUGGCCAGCCAGCCAGCUACAAUAACAGGCAGCCACCUCCAUUUGGCUACAACUCUGCAGAUUCAGGUUUCAUCAGCUACCCACCCAUCUCCACGUCCCACACGCCCUGGGUGACAACGGUGGACAAAGGCACAAGCAGUUCCAGCAGCAGCCAUUGGGAGUACUCGGGAUCCCGGCGCGAGAGGGAGCGGGAGCGUGAGCGCGAAAGGGAAAGGGAGAGAGACAGAGACCGCACUCCGACCACUAGCGAAUACAACAAUGAUGAUGAACGAUACCGCUACUACAGCCGAGAGCGCAGCUACGACUUUGAGCGUGACUACCGCCGGAGUCGAGAUCGCAGCAGGGAGCGAGAGGAUCGGCACCGAGAGCGCAGGCACAGGGACAAAGAGGAGAGCAGCAAGCAUAAGUCUUCAAGACGCAAGCAACAUGAGAGCGAGGAGGGGGAGAGUCAUCGGCGUCACAAGCACAAAAAGAACAAGAGGAGCAAAGAGGAGAAGGAGGCCAGUGAAGACGGUGCCCAGGAGGGAGAGGAGCAGGAUGCCAAGGAGUGA
This is a messenger RNA of Antrostomus carolinensis (chuck-will's-widow), 1590 nucleotides long. Its product is annotated as pre-mRNA 3'-end-processing factor FIP1. Gene Ontology annotation, cellular component: mRNA cleavage and polyadenylation specificity factor complex. Bases 109 to 1590 code for a protein of 493 amino acids. The record is from RefSeq and is a predicted model, not a curated record. NCBI's taxonomy places the organism in Eukaryota, Metazoa, Chordata, Aves, Caprimulgiformes, Caprimulgidae. The transcript is spliced from 15 exons.